Molecule: messenger RNA, 1183 nt
Organism: Eurypyga helias (sunbittern)
Lineage: Eukaryota; Metazoa; Chordata; Aves; Eurypygiformes; Eurypygidae
Gene: UBL7
Product: ubiquitin-like 7
Exons: 10
Coding region: 27-1169 (380 amino acids)
Biological process (GO): ubiquitin-dependent protein catabolic process
Cellular component (GO): cytosol
Molecular function (GO): polyubiquitin modification-dependent protein binding
Source: RefSeq, a predicted model, not a curated record
UGGAUCUGUUCAGUGCGAAGGCCGAAAUGUCCCUGCCGGAGUGGCACAUUGCGGUGAAGUUGGCGGAUCAGCCCCUGGCUCCUAAAUCCAUCCUACGUUUGCCCGAGACAGAGCUGGGAGAAUGCCCGCUCGGUGUGUGCAGCAUCUCGUACCUCAAGCAACUCAUCACUGGCAAACUGCAGGAGUCCGUCCCAGACCCUGAGCUCAUCGAUCUGAUCUACUGUGGCCGUAAGCUGAGGGAUGACCAGACGCUUGAUUUUUAUGGCAUCCAGUCUGGGUCCACUGUUCAUGUCCUGCGCAAGUCGUGGCCUGAGCCUGAUCAAAAACCAGAACCUGUGGAUAAGGUUGCAGCAGUCCGGGAGUUCAGAGUCCUUCACACUGCCCUGCACAGCAGUCCUGCCUACAGAGAUGCGGUCUUCAAAAUGCUGGGGAACAAGGAGUCGCUGGAUCAGAUCAUUGUAGCUACUCCCGGCCUCAGCAGUGACCCUGUUGCUUUGGGAGUCCUACAGGACAAGGAUCUCUUUUCAGUGUUUGCAGACCCCAACAUGCUGGACACGCUAAUCCCAGCCCACCCUGCACUUGUGAACGCCAUUGUCCUUGUUCUGCACUCAGUGGCUGGCAGCACCCCGCUCCCAGCCCCAGAGACAUCCUCCCGAGGCAUGUCCUCUGGCUCCUACCGGGACAUGCCAGGUGGCUUUCUGUUUGAAGGUCUCUCUGAUGAUGAAGAUGACUUCCACCAGAGCACAAGAUCUACACCAUCCAGCAGCACUUCUGGUUCCCGCCCAGCUUCCCUUGGUUACGCUGGGGCUGCUGGACCCCGGCCGAUCACCCAGAGCGAACUGGCGACCGCACUGGCACUGGCGAGCACCCCAGAGAGCAGCUCCCACACGCCCACUCCCGGCACCCAGGGUCACUCCUCUGGGACGUCCCCAAUGUCAUCCAGUGUCCAGUCAGGGACACCCAUCACCAAUGACCUCUUCAGCCAGGCCUUACAGCAUGCUCUGCAGGCCUCAGGGCAGCCCAGCCUGCAGAGCCAGUGGCAACCACAGCUUCAGCAGCUGCGAGACAUGGGCAUACAUGAUGAUGAGCUAAGUCUCCGAGCCCUGCAGGCCACUGGAGGGGACAUUCAGGCUGCCCUGGAGCUCAUCUUUGCUGGUGGGGCUCCCUAGCUUUUGGGGCAGAA